Messenger RNA from Aureobasidium vineae, 1629 nucleotides. NCBI's taxonomy places the organism in Eukaryota, Fungi, Ascomycota, Dothideomycetes, Dothideales, Saccotheciaceae. The record is from the annotation of a GenBank genome assembly.
AUGUCGCUGGGUGCGCCAGAGGUUGCUCCGGUCUUGUCGACUCCGGAUACACACGUCUUUGAGGAUCCCACCCCUGCCAUCGACCCGUCUCUGGUGCGGACCUUCUCGGACGAACAAUUAUACCUUACCUAUGAGAUCAAGAGAACCGUUGACGAGAUCCGCCAUGCAAAAUACAAGCGGAUAGCUCUUCAAUUCCCCGAUCAUAUGUUGACCGAUGCUCCGAGGGUUUUUGAAGCGUUGCAGAAAGAGCUCCGCACACAAAACAAGAGUCAAGACGUGACUGAAGCCAUGGACAAGGUUUCGCUGGACGCCGAACAAGAGAGACUCUGUAUCCUUGGUGAUACUUCAUACGGUGCCUGCUGCGUCGACGAGGUUGCUGCUGAGCACGUCCUGGCCGAUGUUGUAGUGCAUUAUGGCCGUACCUGCCUUUCCCCGACUCAGAGGCUGCCUGUCAUCUACGUCUUCACCUUCCGUCCGCUCGACUUGGACGCUGUCGUCGCCAGCUUCCAGAAGACUUAUCUGGACAAGGACCACAAGGUAGUCCUAAUGGCAGACAUUCCUUACGCUGAACAUGUGCAACCUCUACAAUCUGCUCUCGAGAGUCUUGGCUACACCAACCUGUUUUCCACAUCCAUUGUCCACAACCCUUCGUCUUUAUUGCCUAAUCGCACCGUCCCUUCCGGAGCAGAUGAGGAUGCCGCUGUUCUUCGCGACUACUCGCUUUUCCACAUCUCGGAACCUCCGACAUCCCUCCUUCUCAAUCUCACCUCUCGUGUGGCUUCCAUCGACAUCUACCCGACCGCGUCCGAGGGUUCUGAAGCCCCUCAAACUAUGUCCGCGUCCACUGCCCAGAUUCUCCGUCGCCGUUAUGCUCUCGUAACAAACCUUAGCACUGUCUCUGUCUUUGGUAUUCUGAUUAACACCCUUUCCGUCAAGAACUACAUGGAAGCUCUGGCUCACGUUCAAGACCUGAUCACUCGUGCCGGCAAAAAGUACUACACUUUCGUUGUCGGAAAGGUCAACGCUGCCAAGGUUGCAAACUUCUCCGAGGUCGAUGGUUGGGUCAUCAUUGGUUGCUGGGAAAGCAGUUUGAUCGAAAGCAAGGACUUCUGGAAACCCAUCAUUACACCUUUCGAAUUGGAGCUGGCUCUCACCGACGAAAGGGACCGUAUCUGGACCGGAGAAUGGAACAGCGACUUCCAGUCUUUGCUCGGCAAGAAAACUGUAGUCAGGGGUGAAGGCACAUACGACGACGAGUCAGACAACCAGGACGGUCAAGGCAUUGAUGAUGAGUCGGACUCGGAAUCCGAGGCGCCAGUCUUCGAUCUUCGUACUGGACGUUACGUAUCGCAGAGCCGACCUAUGGCACGACCUUCUGCGUCCGCCUCCAAGAAGACCGCUGCUACCAGUCUUAUCAAGCGUGCCAACGGUGAUCUUGCCCAGAUUGGUGGCGAAGUCUCUCCUGCUGCCGAAUUUCUACGCAGCAAGCGUACAUGGCAAGGUCUGGGUACUGACUACGAAAUUGCUUAUGACUACGACGAAGAUGGCAAGAUUAAAGGCGCACCCAUGGAAGAAGGCCGUGGCGGUGUUGCUCGAGGAUAUGUCGUUGGUGACUCUGAGCGCUCAUGA